GAGAGGUAGCUUAUGUAUAUGUAACACUCAGCAUUUCUCAACUGGAUCAGGUCGUGCCUGUGUCAGUAGCUAGGUACAUGUAGAUUGGAAAUGUUAAAACGGUGUUUGUCAGGUCACAGGGUCAGUUUGUGACUACAGGGGGGUUAAAGUUAGAAUCAUCAACAAAACAGCAUCAAGAUGGCGGACGACAUGCCCAACAAGUAUAGCUAUGAUGCUCAGACGACUUCACCAACAGCAGAGAGUCAGGCUAUCGGGCCAGACGUGUCCUACAUCAAAACUCUUCCUGGGAUUUUGAAGAUAGCCGAAAUUGUGCUGAGUAUUAUUGCCUUCAUCUGCGCGACGGUGUACCCAUGGGCAUACGGGGGUGGUGGCUGGGUACAGUUUGUCACCAUAUCAACAUUUGUUGGUGUCCUUGUCCUCUUCAUCUUUCACUUCAUGCACAUCAUCAGCAGGCUACCAGGGCCCUGGAUGUUGAUUGAGUUCAUUUAUUACUGCGUGUAUACACUUUUCAUGUUGAUCGCAGCAAUUGUUGCAGCUGCAAAUGGAUGGCGGGACGCGUCUAUCGGUGCAGCUGCGUUUUUCUGUUUUGCUGCUCUGGCAGUUCUGGCAGUGGACACCUUCAUGAUGUUCCGUACAUGGCAGGCAGGCAGACAAUCAAGCGGACAGUCAGCUAACACUGCAACCAUAACCACCACCACCACCACCAGAGAACAAUAUUAAACCACAUCUUCAUAUACACAGGGAACUAUUCCAUGGUAGAUGUUUAAAAUGGUGAUGACUUGUCCAUCUGUGGGGUCUGUCCGAUGUUCAAGGCUACUAACUGUGUCAGAUCUGCAAACUGAGAAGAGGGGUUUCAUGGGUAGUUGCUACAGAAUAAAGAAUAGUUGGCUUCAUUUGUACUGACAUAGUCUACCAGCAUCUUGGUACACAAGAGUGUAGCAAGCCACCCAUUAUAUAAAUACAGGCUGGAUGGCAGUUGAAAGGAAAAGAUUGGGUUGUUUUUGUUUGAAGUAGUCUCUAAUUAAGAACCUGAAAUGCACAGUUGAUACACAUAUUGGAAGACAUGAUGAGUAAAACGGAAAUGAGGUGCAGAUUCGCUUUUUCUUGAUAUUUUAAGUUGCAGUUGUGAAGUAAAAAGUUUUAGUGAACUGUGGAAUUUGUCAGUUUUAGUGUUUUGUUGACAGGGAGUUCUGAUCUCGCGCUGUGUAAGCAUGCUACUAUGAAAGCUGUAUUUUUUUGUGGUUUGCGGGUGUGGGUGGGAGUCGGGAAUUUUCUAACAAAAGAAGUUUUGUUUAUUAUCAUUUUAGGAUGAAAUGUUAUUAGCUCAUUUACAUGUCGGUUAUGUACCUCAUACUUUUGUAAGUAUGUGACUUAUUUAUUGGUUGCUUGUGUGUUUGUUUUACACCUGAGCAACAUUAAAGAUGCACAUAUACAAGUUUAUGUUAAUAACUAUGGGAAUUUAUAGCUUGUAGAUUAGGCCUGAUGGUUUAGUUAUGAUUGACAUUCAAACUUUAAUCAUACUUAAUGGUUAGACUCCAGGAUUUUAGUGGGAAAAUAAUUCAUUUACAUAUUCAAAGUGAGUGAAAAAAGAAAGAAAAAAUUGAACAAAAAAUAAUAACUAUGUAUAUACAUGUAAUAAGCAUGAUUUAUUAUAUGGAAAUCAUAGCUGAACAAUAUGAAAUGGUGGUGCACUGUUGUAGGGCCAUAAACAUCUACAGCACAAGAUUAUUCCUAUAUUUGUGGUGGAGUGUGAUUUAAAUGUUGAGCUUUUUGUUUUAUCUGAGGUCUAUUUUAGAGGUCUUAACCACCCAUUUCCAGCGACUUCAUUCACUAUUGAUGUGUUGGGAAGAUCUGAUGUCCAAGUUUGUUUUCUUGCAUGUCAGUAUCAUUUGUUUUUUAAGUUAUCUUCUGACCUUAGGCUCUGCUAUUUUAGCCAUUUUCACUCUUCUCUUUUCAAGAUCUGAAGGCCAGUACAUACAGUAUAUAAAUACACGUAUUUGGGUCUAUGUGAUGAUACAUGUAAAUAUAUGUGUAUGAAGCUAUUGUGGCAUGCUGUACCUGUCUUUGUCCAACUGUCAUACUAACAUAAGAUAUAUAGGCAGCAGAGUUUUGCUGUUAAAGAAAUCUUGUUACGUGUGAUUAUUUUGAUUUUGCCACUGUUUUAACACCUUUAAAUAGCUUAGUCUCCAUGUAUUUUUUUUGUUUGUUGAUCAUUAUCCAGUUGACAUUUUAAAUUGUUGUAUGUACUACUAACAGUUCUGUUGCAAUAUUAUAAUGAUAGUUCAGUAGCAAGGUUUAUUAAUUAAAUGAAUAUUUUGAAGAAGAGCAAAAAAGGCCUCAAAUUUUGAUUGAUAGGCUCUGUGUGGUAGGCCUACGCUUCAUCUGUACUGCUCUUAAUCUUUGAUGGACUUCAUCUGAAGUGCACUUAAUCUGUGAUGGACUUCAUCUGUAGUGCACUUAAUCUGUGAUGGACAUCAUCUGUAGUGCACUUCAUCUGUGAUGGACAUCAUCUGUAGUGCACUUAAUCUGUGAUGAACAUCAUCUGAAGUGCACUUAAUCUGUGAUGGACGUCAUCUGUAGUGCACUUAAUCUGUGAUGAACGUCAUCUGUAGUGCACUUCAUCUGUGAUGGACAUCAUCUGUAGUGCACUUCAUCUGUGAUGGACAUCAUCUGUAGUGCACUUAAUCUGUGAUGGACAUCAUCUGUAGUGCACUUCAUCUGUGAUGGACAUCAUAUGUAGCGCACUUAAUCUGUGAUGAACAUCAUCUGUAGUGCACUUAAUCUGUGAUGGCCUUCAUCUGUUGUGCACUUAAUCUGUGAUGGACUUCAUCUGUAGUGCACUUAAUCUGUGAUGGGCUUCAUCUGUAGUGCACUUAAUCUGUGAUGGACUUCAUCUGUAGUGCAGUUGAAUUGUGGGCUACUUUAAGCUAUAUCUACAAAACUGGUAACAGAAUAUGUAACAUUGUAAGAAAAUAAUGCAGAAGCCAGCUUCUUGUACCUGUGAGCCAAUGUCAGAAUCCCUCCUCUUCAAAGUUGUCAUGAUUAUUGAGGAUUCGUCAUUUACUUCUGAACAAUGUAAUCAAGGUGUUUUAGUAUUUUAUACACUUUUUUUUAGCAUUUAACGCUUCUUUAACCAAGCAGGUAGAAUAUUGUUUUUCAUUUAAACUGUGUCAACCUUAAUAAGCUGUUUCAUAAUUUUAUCUGUUAGAAAGACAACUGGAUUUACUUUGCACUCAUCCAAUUACACUGUGUAAGAAAUAUUAAUUGUGGGUUCUUGGUCGAUCUUAUUGCGUAAAUCUGAUAGUUUGUUCUUGAACUGAUAAUUCAUGCAUUUGAUAUCUUUUUUCAUAUUUUCUGAGAGUGGAUGGUUAUCUUGCUUGGAGAUGCAAAAUCAACAGGUUUUUUCGUGUCAUAAAAGCAUGACGUAUGGAUUUUAAGCGUUAAACUUUUCUUUUAGACGUCGAUAUUGUUCUUGCUAGGGUGAAGAGUGUGUUUAAACAUUGGCGACAACUUGACAUUUUCGUGUCGUCACACUGAAGGUAUCUGGACAGGACUGUGGGGAAGGGGGGGGGUUACUCUGCUGAUACCAUUCGUCCAUUCUUGCAAGGUGCCUGAUUUUACCUUUUGUCGUUUGUGGUGCAUAUAGACCUCCUAGUGCAACUGCCGAGCUGAUUGUCCUCAAGUAUUAGACCCUCUAUAGCUUUGUAGUGAUACCUACUUAUUAUAGAGCUGUAUUCUUGUAAAAGCGUGUCAGUAGGUCGUAUUUUGUACUCGACAUUAAAAUUAAUAGGGAAUCUCUGUAAAUAGAACCCCCGCGUAUUUUAGCAAUUGUAUUAUUAUGAUAAUUGUUAACUGUAGGCUGUAAUCUUGAAUUAGACUUUUGCAAAAACCGCCAACUGUAGCGUACAUGUUUUGUCCAGUGAUCGUAAAUAUGGAUAAUCGUUUGUAGAAAUAAUCGCUGAUACUCCUGUUAGUGAUUAUAGAGAUGAUGGUGGUGUUUUAUGUUGUGAAAUAUGUCCAGUCAUCACUGAAUCAGCUGAUAGUUGAACACAGUCAGUGGUACCAUGUUAACUUGUAUUAUGCACCAAGGCAGCCAAUUGGGUGUUCUACCCCGGUGGACUGAUAGUCGUGUUAAACCCACGGCUGGUCGGCCCAUUCACAUCGUCCGCGUCCGCCGGGGGCAGGGUCACAACAGUGACAGGUGUAUCGGCUGGUGUAAAGGCUUACACAUGUACCUCACAUGGCUGUGUUCCUAUAUGUGGUGCCGAAAAGAACAAACUAGUUAUUGGUCUCAAGUUUUGAUAAUUUUUCCUUGUCCACGGUAAAACCUGUACCAUACAGUGCCUGCAUUGGUGUGAACCGACUUGUGAAGUUAAUAAACUCUAUAGGGCCAGCAGCCACAGGAACAGCAGGAGUUCAUUUUCCCAUUACCUAUAUUUUGGGAGUGAAAGUGAAGGGACUUCCGUACAGAAAUUUAACAACUACAGUUGUGAUCUAUAAAUGCAGAACCAAAUUUUCACCAUCUCCGACAUCGUUAAGGUUAUAUAACUACGAAGGAAGUGUGGACAUGCAUUGUUCUGCAGUUGUCUUCAAACUUCUAGAACUGACAUGUAGGUGACCCCAAAUCCGUCGGAUAUGGUGCAAAUCUCGCUCUCAGUCAUGACUUCGUUUUACAGGAAUUUCAAGCGGAUGAUGGCGAAAAGCGUUUUGACCCUUGCUGUUCAGUUUUGCCCUACAUGAUUUUCCCAGAUGUAUGUCUGCUCGCUCUGUGUCAUAAUCUCAGUGCAUGAGCAAUUUACCGUAAAGGUAAUGAAGGAAAGAGUAUUUACCAGCUUAACCCAUACAUAUGCAAAUUACGUUUAUAAUAAAACGACUAUACAAUUCACUUGUGAACUAAAAGCGAGUAAUAACAUAAUGUCUUUGUUCCACAACUGGUCAAAUGAGUAUCAAAAUUUUUUAAAAAUCUUGUUAUAAAUCAGGAAUAUUGGCCCUAUAAAUGUUGAUAUAUGUAUAAAUUUGUUACAUGUACGGGGAAUGUGCUGUUCAUCACGUGAUCUUGUGAAUAAAAUAUAUGUUGGUGGACU
Liolophura sinensis is the source of this 5084-nucleotide messenger RNA. Its product is annotated as CKLF-like MARVEL transmembrane domain-containing protein 7. The transcript has 5 exons. Lineage: Eukaryota; Metazoa; Mollusca; Polyplacophora; Chitonida; Chitonidae. The record is from RefSeq and is a predicted model, not a curated record. Gene Ontology annotation, cellular component: membrane. Bases 178 to 720 code for a protein of 180 amino acids.